Molecule: messenger RNA, 1830 nt
Organism: Ichthyophthirius multifiliis
Lineage: Eukaryota; Ciliophora; Oligohymenophorea; Hymenostomatida
Product: MORN repeat protein
Exons: 3
Cellular component (GO): cytosol
Source: RefSeq, a predicted model, not a curated record
AUGUCAAACAAAAAUUAAGGAAUAAUAAAUUUAUUGACUUGUUAAAAACAUAAUAAAUAAGUAAGAUAUAUAUGUUGCUUUGAAAAUUGUACAUAUGGUAAUUUGAUGUGUGAGUUAUGUAUAAAUAAUGAUCCAAAACAUACUGUAAACCAUAAAUAUUACAUAUAAGAAUAUUAAUAAUUUAUAUUAACUUAAAACCGAAUUCAAAUGAAAUUAUUACCAUCGAUUAAUGAUAUAUUUACAGAGUUAGAUAAUAAAUUUAAUAGUUAUUAAUUUCAUUGCGAAUAAGAAACAAAUGAAAUCGAUUAGGAUUUUUCUUAAUUAUUUAAGAUAUUUUUUUAAUUAUCUGAAAGUGCAAAAACAUUUUUAAAAGAAAAUAUUAAAAGUGAAUACAAAAAAAUAUAACCAAAAGUUAGUGAAAUAAAAUAGAAAUAUAAUGAUUUAUUAAAUAAUAAAAAGAAAGAAAAAAAUAGCAAUAUAUUUUCGAAAAUAUUUAAUUCAAAUAAUGAUGAAAAAGAUUUAGAUACACCUAAUAAUGAAGAUUAAGUUUUAAAAAUAAUUAAAAGUAACGCACCUUUAAAUAACAUUAAAGUCGAAGCAAUUUAAGUUAUUUAAUAAUUGCAAAGGAUGUAUGAAAAUAAAGUUUAUUAUAAAAAAAAUUAAUAAUCAAAACAAUUAUUUGAAUAAAUUAAAGAAAACUUUGAUUAAAGCUGUAAAGAAAUGUAUAGAAAAUUUAAAUAAUUUAUUGAAGGUAUAGAUGAAGAAGAAAAUUAAAUGAAAAAAAGUAUUUUUACUAAAAAUAGUUAAGUUCAUACUAAAUAAAAACCAUAAAUAGUCAGUAUUGAUCUUUCAAAAGAACAACCUAUUCUUUAAUAAAACUAAUCUUAAGCUAUGAAAUUAUAAUUAAAAUAAUCUAUGGUUUUAACCAAAAUAACAGCAGAAAACAAAUAACUAAAAACAUUAAAAAAAAUUGAAUAGUUUCCUUCCCUUAAAAAUCAAAAUGUAUUAGAAGCUAUCAGAUUAAACGGCUCUUUGAAUUUCAGAAUGGAAGACUCGUAUUAUAAUAAUAUUCCCGAAUAAGGUCCUUUUGAAUAUGAAGAUGGAUCCAUAUAUUAUGGACAUAUUAAAGAAUAAUAAAGGCACGGAAGAGGUAAAAUUAUUUUCCCAGAUGGAGCCUAUUAUGAAGGAUAUUGGAAAGAAGAUAUACCAUUUGGAAUGGGAAGAAUUAUAAGAAAUAAUGGUGAUUUGUAUUAAGGCUAAUGUUUAAAUUACAAAGCUCAUGGUAAAGGCGUUUUUAAAACCUUAAAAGGGGAUUUUAUUUAUGACGGAGAAUGGUUCGAAGAUUAAAGGCAUGGAAAAGGAGAAGAACAAUGCACUGGUAAAUAUAUCUAUAAAGGAGAUUUUUAAAUGGGAAAAAUUCAUGGGCAAGGUAAUAUUAAAUUUGAAAACGGAGUUAUUUAUUCUGGAGAUUUUAAUAAUGGAGAAAUGACUGGUUAAGGAGAGAUUAUUGAAUCUAAUGGAGAAAAAUAUUUAGGGGAAGUUUUGAAUGGGGUUAAAUAGGGAAGAGGAAUUUAUAUUUGGCCUGAUGGAAGUAAAUAUGAAGGAAGUUAUGAAAAUAAUAUUCCUCAUGGUUAGGGUAUAUACUCUUGGUAUUACUUUUUUUUCUAUUAAUAUUUUUUUAUUAUUUUUUAAAUAAAAAGGCCCGAUGGACAUAUUUAUAGUGGAAACUGGAAUUAUGGAUUGUAAGAUGGAGAAGGUAUUGAAAUUAACCCUUUUAAUUAAGAAAAAGAAGGAAUAUGGUAAAAUGGUAAAUGGAUUAGAUGGAAAUGA